Molecule: messenger RNA, 1656 nt
Organism: Labrus bergylta (ballan wrasse)
Lineage: Eukaryota; Metazoa; Chordata; Actinopteri; Labriformes; Labridae
Product: SRSF protein kinase 3
Biological process (GO): spliceosomal complex assembly; intracellular signal transduction; regulation of mRNA processing
Cellular component (GO): cytoplasm; nucleus
Molecular function (GO): ATP binding; protein serine/threonine kinase activity
Source: RefSeq, a predicted model, not a curated record
AUGCAGAGGAGUCCCUACACAGCAUGUAAAGCUACGCAGCAAGAUCAUAUGAAUGGAAAUGUGUCGUCUUGCAGUAUCAAGGCCCUAGAGAGCCACGGGCAGCUAAAUCCGAAGGACAGCCAGGACUCUGAAGACCCCAGAGAAUACUGUUAUGGUGGGUACCACCCUGUGCAGAUAGGUGACAUCCUGAACAGAAGGUACCAGGUGGUUUCCAAGCUUGGUUGGGGCUAUUUCUCCACCGUCUGGCUGUGUCUGGAUCACACACUCGGUCUGCGCGUUGCUGUGAAGGUGCUGAAGAGCGGAGCUGACUUCACUCAGGCCGGACAGGAUGAACUCGCGCUCCUACGAUGUGCCAGUGGUCCCACGAGCCGUCACCCCUCAAGUCGAAGAAUUGUCCAACUGCUGGACGAGUUCAAGCUAGCCGGAGUCAACGGGAUCCAUAUAUGCCUGGUGCUGGAGCUGCUGGGACCUGACCUGAGGAGCUGGCAGCUUUGUUUUGGGAACCCAGGACUGUCGCAGCCUUCGGUCAAACAAAUACUCACUCAGGUCCUGCAGGGUCUGGACUACCUCCACACUCAGUGUAAAAUCAUCCACACGGAUAUCAAGCCUGAGAACGUCCUGCUGUUUCAUCAAGAACUGUCCCACAUAGAACCAUCAGGGGGCAGCAGCUCCUCCUCUUCCUUCUCUGUACUGACCGGGAAAGAUGCCAACUCAGCAGUGAAGGAGCAGUCGAGCCCUUACAGUUUAAAGAAUGUUACAGUGAAGAUCGCUGACCUGGGCAGCUCCUGCUGGGUGUACAAACAUUUCUGUGAGGAGAUUCAGACUCGUCAGUAUCGCUCACUGGAGGUCUUACUGGGAUCUGAGUACGGCCCACCUGCGGACAUCUGGAGCGUCGCCUGCAUGGCCUUUGAGUUGGUCACUGGAGACUCCCUGUUUGAACCCAAAGCAAACGAGUCCAUUUCCCUGGAGGAAGACCAUAUAGCCCAGAUCAUGAAGCUGCUGGGUAAAAUCCCACCAGCUCUUGCCUUUUCGGGCAGAUAUUCUGCAGACUACUUCAGCCGCAGAGGUGACCUAUGUCGUGUUGGUCCACUGAGGCUCUGGAGCCUCUACGAUGUUCUGGUGGAGAAAUACCACUUCCUGUUGGAGGAGGCCUCUGAAUUCUCAGACUUUCUACGCCACAUGUUGGAUUUUUAUCCAGAGAGGAGAGCCACUGCUGCGCAGUGCCUCCGCCAUCCUUGGCUGACCUCAUGAUGGUUUCCUAAAUUCCUCGCAGGCCUCAUCUUCAUACCCAUGUGCCUGUCAUUCUUAUAAUGCUUUUAGCAAGAAAUCGAUCAGCUCAGAUUGUCCAGCCACAAACUCUCUCUGUAAGAUGUUAGAAAUGCACAGAGCUGACAGAAGUAUUUGGAGGAUUGUUUUUUUUUUCACUCACUUUGAUUUGUGAAUUGCUGUAAAAAGUUGUCCCUCACCAGAGAAUAUUAAUAUUGCACUUUAUGCUGAUUAGGCAUCUUUCCACAUAGAUCCCUGCUUGUGUAGCUUAUGAGACCUUUGAGUCCAAUAAGUAGGAGUUCAUUUGAUGAUUCUUUAUUAUUUGUUGCUACACAAACAAGCAUUACAGGUCUUGCCAGUUUAAAGUUGUUAAUUUGAAGCUAAAAUAAA